This is a messenger RNA of Trypanosoma theileri, 426 nucleotides long. Its product is annotated as putative kinesin. Gene Ontology annotation, biological process: mitotic spindle organization; microtubule-based movement. The record is from RefSeq and is a predicted model, not a curated record. Bases 1 to 426 code for a protein of 141 amino acids. Lineage: Eukaryota; Euglenozoa; Kinetoplastea; Trypanosomatida; Trypanosomatidae. Gene Ontology annotation, molecular function: microtubule binding; microtubule motor activity; ATP binding. The transcript has a single exon.
AUGCAAAUAAUGGCACAAUUAGAACGCAAAAGCAAAGCGCAAAAGAACAGUAAACAAGAUACACAAGAAGAAGAAUCCCUCAAAGUAGCAGUACGAGUUCGACCAUACAGUACAAGAGAGGUGUCACAGGGAUCACAGUCAUGUAUGUCUGUAAACACGAAGCAUGCAACAGUGACAUUAAGGAUAGAUCAGUAUCAAGUGAACGGCGUUACAGACCAAAAGUCGUUUCAGUUUGAUAAUGUUUUUUGGUCCCUUGAAACCCCUGACGAGUCUGGUGGCCGUCCUGCCGGGCAGCUGGAGGUGUACGAGGCGAUAGGACGACCGCUUGUGCGCCACGCUUUCAAUGGAUUCAACUCAUGCCUAUUUGCAUACGGGCAGACUGNGAGCAGGCGAAGGCAGAAGUGGAGCGCAGCCUGGAGUCGAUGA